Scedosporium apiospermum is the source of this 1824-nucleotide messenger RNA. RefSeq lists its product as uncharacterized. The transcript is spliced from 8 exons. NCBI's taxonomy places the organism in Eukaryota, Fungi, Ascomycota, Sordariomycetes, Microascales, Microascaceae. Gene Ontology annotation, molecular function: mRNA binding. The record is from RefSeq and is a predicted model, not a curated record. Gene Ontology annotation, cellular component: cytosol. The coding region runs from base 1 to 1824 and encodes 607 amino acids.
AUGAUGCGCGCUAACGCUGUAAGCGACAGUUGGAUCACCGCCCCGGCGAUACGAAAUCUAGACGUUUUCGUACCGGUAGACUCUAGUGAACGAGAGAUGUCGGCUUCGUCGUCACACGUUGACUCGCCUGACCAGUUCGCUCUUAUCGCGCAGUCAUUGAAGUCUCAGCAACGUCGAACGGUAUCGGACGCGGUCGGAAACCAUUUUAUCGAACCUCUUUACAACACGAUUUACGCCGAGGACGACAUGAAUCAAGUUGCCGAUCUUGCUCCGGGAUCUUCUGGUCCGGCCUCUGACCCGGCCCCGGGCCAGGGUAGAGAUACGAUGAGUUCUGCGAUGAGUGGUGUUCGCCGCGCUCUUGAAGAGCAGGGCCGAAAAUUCGAUGCGCAAGACGUCUACCCGACAAAGGCUUGCUUGUUUGUUGGAAACCUGCUCUUCGCUGCCACGGACCGACAGCUUGAGAUCGCUUUGCGAAAGGUUUUUGCUCAAUGGGGCACUCCGUUCAUCAAAAUCAAGCGCCCUUCGGGGCCCGACAAGAAUCCAUAUGCCUUCGCUCAGUUUUGUAAAGUCGAGGAAUCCGAGAAGGCAGCAGUGAACGCUAAGGGCAUUCCCGUUUUCGGACGGCCCAUUCGCAUCGAACGCUCGAAUAGCAAAUUGUUUUGGUUUGUAUACCGGGAGGACGGCGCCUUCAUCACGGUUGAUGAGGUUGAGAUGGCCAUCCGGGGUCUUGGAAACGCCAGCGUUGAGGUUGCUCCCAGCACAUUAGCCAGGAAGUUUGAUCGCGGAUAUGGAAUCAAGGUUCAAUUUGAGCAGUGGGAUGAACACCGCGAUUUGAGUCGCACGUUUCAACGUCCCUGGGUCGCUAAGCACUAUGACGAAGCGGCCUUGGACCGCCAGGCCCGGCGUCUUCAUGGACGAGGAAACGGUGGCGGAAUGCCAAAUGGUACUGUGACCACGCACCAGAUGCAUCAAGCCUGCCGUUCGGUUUACUGCGGCAACCUCCCCCGGGACGUGACUGAGGCCGAAAUCCGAGCGCUUUUCAACCCGGUGACGAAUCAUGUCCAGAGCAUUAGAAUCGUCCGCAAGGAGCGUGGCUCCUACGCUUUUGUCGAGUUGCCCAAUCAUGAGAUGUGUAAUCAGGCUUGUUCCGCUCUGAACGGCUUGAGACUUCGAGGAUUGAACGUCAAGGUUGAGCCGAGGAGGUUCGUUGGUGGUCAGCCCCGGGCGAAUGUGUCUAAUCAGAGUGUGGCGUCUGGAAACCAGAGCCGGCAGGCUGCUUCUGCGCCCGUUCCUCCCCAUCGCCGCGGCGCUAAUGGAGCCAUCUCUGCAUCAGUCCAGCCUGCACCGCAUCAGCCCGAGCCCGUGAACAAGCCCCCGGUAGUUGAACCCCAACCGGACCACGUCGCUUCUGCGCAAGAGGGCAUCAAUGGACAAAUUAAUGCACAGGUGCGGCAGCUAGUUGCUUUGCGUCAGGGUUCGGGGACCAGCACUUACUCUCCCCAGUUCUCUCUCGACAACCACGGCUAUGGUGCUCCCCGGCAACUGAUGCAGGCACCGCAGCGCCCUUUGUUCAUUUCUGGACCUCCUGCGCAUGGAGGCAACGUCGAUGCUAGCCUCACACACUUGGCUGCUUCUGCGGCUCAGGGUGCUGCCGCCGCAAGCAUGUUGCCCGGCUUCCCCAAUGUUGGCGCUCCUAUUAGUCUUGCCCACCAAGUUCAGCCUCACGUCCCUUGGCAAUUCGCGUAUUUAACGACCGCUACCGGGCAGACUCUCCUUGUUCGGGUGCCUCUCACCCUCGGCGAAGCCAAGCCCACUCAGCAGUGA